Olea europaea var. sylvestris is the source of this 837-nucleotide messenger RNA. RefSeq lists its product as uncharacterized. The transcript is spliced from 4 exons. Lineage: Eukaryota; Viridiplantae; Streptophyta; Magnoliopsida; Lamiales; Oleaceae. The coding region runs from base 1 to 837 and encodes 278 amino acids. The record is from RefSeq and is a predicted model, not a curated record.
AUGGUGAUACAAAAUCAGCAAGCCUCUAUACAUAACUUAAAGAAACAGGUGGGACAAAUAGCAGCUGCAUUAGCCAACAGACCACAGGAUACCUUAUCAAGCGAUACAGAAAAGAACCUAAAGGAGCAUGUAUUAGCAGUUGAAGCUCUGAAUUAUGCAAUUAUCGAGACACCAUCAAUCAAGCCUACUACACCUGUUCGUGCUUAUGCUAUCACACAAAGAAACAGAGUUCAGCUUCCAGAAAUCACAGUGAAGAAGAAGAUGACUGAGGAAAAUCAAGUCAAGGCAACCGUUCUUAGCAAUAAACACACACCUUCAGUUACAUCCCCUCAAAGAUUGCAGAACAAUAAAAUCGACAAACAAUUGAAGAAUUUCUUGAACACUAUCAGACAACUUCACAUCAAUAUUCCUUUUAUUGAUACUAAUCUACAAAUUCCAAAUUAUGCUAAUUUUUUGAAGAAGAUGUUGACUAAGAAGAGAAAGCUACUAAAACAUGAAACAAUAGCACUAUUUGAAGAGAAACUAGAAUUAGGAGAUCCUAAGGGGACAUCUAUUAUCCUUCAGCUAGCGGACCGAUCACUGAAACAGCCUUACGGAAUAGUCGAAGACAUGCAUAUCAAGGCAAGGGAGUUUAUUUUUCCAGUUGACUUCAUCAUCCUCGACAUUGAAGAAGCAUAUCAAAUGCCAAUAAUUUUGAGAAGGCCAUUCUUGUCUACAAGUCGAGCCUUACUAGAUUUUGAUGCUAAUGAGAUUGUCUUGCGAGUGGAGGAUAAGCAGCAGAGCUUCACUAUGAAAAAUUCAAUCAAGCAACCAUUAUACUUUGAGGAUUGCCACUGA